AUGAAGUACUCCUUCCUAUCCCAAACCAACCGGAAGGCAAUUUUUACCAUCAUAGCCAACUACAUAAACUUGUCACAGUAUGAGCUGGCUCGGUCACUACUACACCAUCUGGUGGUUAAGUGCUUGUUGACGGGGGAUGACUUCACGAGGGGCAGCAGAAGGGGUAGCAAAGGAAGCAGCAAAAGGGACAGCAAAAGGGACAGCAAAAGGGACCUCUCGAGAGAGGAGAAGGUCUACUACUUAAAGAAGACUAUCAAGUUCAUGAGAAGGUUUUUAACUUAUGGCUGCUCUCCUCUGCAGAUUUUCUCAAAGGAGCAAUCCAGUGCACACUUCCUACUCAAGGUGGCACGGGACUACAACCGGUUUGUUGAUUUGAUACUUCGGAACCUACUAAACUCUGGGGUGAGGAAUGGACACCUCGCAGCUCAACCAUGGAGAAGCGUCCCGAGACUGCCCCGCCAGAUUCGUUCCCUCUUGAGAAAGAAGUAUGUGCCUAAGCAGCUGCAGAGGAAAAUUGCCUUCGACGCUCUUCUGGCAACCAUAGUUGUGCACAGAGAAUACUACCUCUGCGCAUUCGAAGACCCCUCGUUUUUUUCCUUUUCACUGGAUACAGUGCAGUGUCUAAGGCGGAUAUAUUAUCUGCACCUGAAGGCGGGGGAGCUGCUCUUGGGAAGGGGGAAGCGCGGACGGAAGUCCGGACAGAAGCGGAGACAGAAGCGGAGAAACAGGCGGGACUGCAAUCGGGGACAAUGGCACCUCCUGGACUUAUUUAACCGCAUUGUGCCGUUCAACGCGCCAACCGGAGGACGUCCUCCCCAGGAAAAGAGCACCCCCCCCAUGGAUAACUCUCCCAACAGAAGAGCAAAACAGUCUUAUCGUCUAAAAGUGAGAGAAACAGAUCAGCUACAUAAAAUAGACGAGCUCGUUCUUCAGAGCUGCAGAGUGGUGUAUGGUGAGAAGGACCACCGGGUCAGACCCAGUGUCAAUGUAGUUUCGCCAAACCGUGAAAGUAACAAUGCAAAGAAGGAAAACAAAGAGAAAGGAACCCCAUCCAUGCACAUAAUAUAUAUCCCCCCGCUUCACAUCAUUAAUAAGGCGCCCAUAUAUAAUUACAUAAACACCUUUGAAGAAGAGACACAUUAUUUUUUGCAACACAACGUUGUGACUUCACUUUAUCGGGAGGUUUUCUACCUGGUGUUUUUUCUCCCUGCCCUAGCCGUCCAGCUACUUAAGACCUUGUGUCUAAAUCAGUCCUUUUUUGAUUUCCUUCUGAGUCUUCUUUUUCUUUCCAAUUGGAGUCACUCCGUGGGUAGCAAUUAUUUGCAGGAUAGAUCAGAUGGCACCCCAUCAUUGGGGGCAGCUCGCGAAGAGGGUGUUUCCAUGCAGAUUAGGGAAAGCGCCACGAAAGGACGGAACCCCAUCAAGGAGGACGUACCACUCGAGACAGAGGCGGAGACGGAGACACAGGCUGAAACGAAGACAAAAACGAAGACAAGGGAGGAGACGUUACUCACCCUAGUGAGAAAAAAAGAAAAAAAACAGAAACAUAUUGAUAAAAAAUUGAUAAAAAAUUGCUACUUCAUAUUUAUGCAGCUAUACUACGGUAUAGUUAACAUCUACAUGGAUGUCUUGGUGGAAAAGUUAAAAAGAAAGGACUUGGUGAAUUACUACAAUUUUUUAUACCUGCUCAAGUUUAACCACAUUUUUGUGAACAACGUUUUUUUCUUCUCCCUUUGCUUUGCAAAUGUGGGGUGUGUCACAGGUGGAGAAUCCACCAGGGAAGAUACUCACUGGAGAGAGUACCCACUUGACUCAUCUGAUCACACCAAUGUAAGGAUCAACAGGGGGGAGAAACACCUGAGAAUCAACCCCCCAAAGAAUCUCCAUCUCGCUCAAAAGGCUCUGCACAAAGUUUACGAUUGGCUGGUCCUCCUCGUCUUCCACUACAACGGUGACGAAGGCGCAGUUCACCACUUUGGCCACUGUCCGGAGUACCCACCAAACAGAGAGAAGUGGAAUCGGAAGCAGAAGAAGAAUCAAAACAGAGAGGAUGUCACCUUUUACAAAAUCCUCCUCAGGGGAGUCGUCCUCCACCUACCCAUUAAUUACUCACACAUACGAGCCAUCUUUUUUUUUUACCUCCAUCAAAUGAGAGAUAAAAGGAAAGAAUGGACGAUCCAAAAUGCUAAUCACAAGAAGAGCGUCAUUUAUGAUAUACUUAUGUCUACGAACACGUUUCGCUGUUCCGAUGAAGGCCUAGUUGUCAAUGUACUUCUUCACCUGUUCAACUAUGCAGACGAUCUGUACUGUCGCUGGGUGCACACGAGCGUCCUGUACUCUCACGUGAUGUACUCUCUCGUGCACAGUGGGGGGAAGGAGGAUCUCCUGUCUUGUCUCAACACCUCACGGAUUAGGGGCGUCCACUUCCUCGGCUACCUGUUCGACCUCUGCGAAGCGCAUAUGGCUAGCCACGAGUUCCUCCAUCUGGACAGACUACUUCACAACUUUAAGGCGCUCAAAAACCUCUGCGUGCUGUUCUGCCUGGAGAAUGCCAUGGAUGUCCACGUGAAACGAAAAUGCCUCUCAGAGAUGAAGGCCAGUAGGAACAAUCUGUACCUUUACAACUACAUAAAAGACAUGAAGGUGAGAGUGAGGAUCUCCUCCCAUCACUACCAUUUGCACAAACAGAAGAGGACAGUAAACCACGGAUCGCAGGAACACAGAUUAACAGAGAAUGAGCUUUUUCUCGCACUCAAGCAGUCAUCCAGUGCCGCUUUACUCAAUCAGCUCAACCUGCUGCCGCAUGUUGGAUACUCCUUUCUCGCGAAAAUGGCACAGAUGGGUCGGUGUAACAUUAAGAAUGACCUGUACAGGCGGGAAACAAGAAUGAAUACGAACUUCCUCCUUUUUUACGCAUCAAUGAGGAGUGUCUUUCUCUGCCUGCAGGGGCGCAGAAACGUGGAGCAGAUCAGGACCUACUACAAACUAAUAAGCUACCGAGAGUGCCGCGUAAAAGCCCUCCUCUACAUAACUGUCCUCCUCUUCCAGUGCAUACACAGUAGACAGGAAGGGAUGAAGCCAAAGCUGUUCAUGUGGACUAUACACUUUCUGUCACAUAAGCUGAGAUCCAUCAAGGAAGACAAAUCUCUCUUUUUAUCCAACUUGAAAUGUUUGUUAAUGCAAAUUGUAUGCGAUGUGUAUGUCCGUCUGUUUGUCUUCAUCCAAAAGUGUAGAGGCAUACAUGUGAAGUCAAGAAACGGAAAAAGCGGGUUCAGACGGGUUCUAAGUGAUUCCUACAGAUUGUGCAUGAGGGGCAGGGAAGAUGCAGAAAAAGCAGCGCUGUACCAGAUCGGAGAAUAUUCCAAUGAAGGGGGUAAUCAGAAGGAAGUACUACAAAUGGGAGGUAGUAAGGACUCUGCUGAGGGGGCAAAAAAACUGGGCUUAUUUGAGCGCCCUGUAUCUGCCACCCCACAGGGAAAAAUAUCGCGUCAACGGAUAGGACCCAUGCUGCCAUCCACAAGAGGAACAGCAGAACGGAUUCUGGUGAGUCACCUAAUAGGAAAAGUAAAAAGAAUUUCGUCCUUCAGAGUUCACACCAAAGGGACGUCUAAACGGAGUGGCGCACGGAGAAGGGGAGGCUCCAUCUUCAAUUUUGUAGUUAUGGUGGAGAGGUGCCUGAGAAGGAAGAAGCUCCGUAGAAGGAAGGCAGUGAGGCGCUCCUCCACCAGGCGGAUACUACCCUUGGGUGCUCUGCAUAGAGGGAAUGCGCCCUUCGAAAGUGCUGACUUCAACAUCGCCGACUUCAAGACCGCCGACUUCGGGAGGUACUUCCUGGAACUCAUGUGCAGCGAUCCGCAGGAGUAUCUCUAUAGGAACGUUGCAGACGGGAGGAACAAUCAUCUGAACAUGUUCAUAUUCUUUAUAUACAGAAAUCAGGUGUCCAAAAGCUCGUUGCAGAACCUGUUGCACUACCUCGAAUUGAACACACUCUUUAAGAGCCUGUACAUGGGUCAGCCUAUAUUGUCAUGGUGCAGGAGAGGAGAGACCACACUUCAGAAGAAGUCACUCACCCCCUUUUUCCAAAUGAUGCUUUUUUACUAUGAGAAAUACAGAUGGAACGAGGUGAACAAGUAUCUCUUGCCGAAUAGCUGUGGUAUCGACUUGUUCUCUCUUUAUAACUUUCUGGACAUGUGCGUGUCGUGCUCGAACACGGUGGAGAGUGGGGCGGCCCUGCUGCGCUUCGUGAGGAGAAGGAUACGCAGGGGCAGUGCCCUAAGCGGGAAGACACGUGCCGAAGUGAAUGGAAAGACGCGUGGCGAUGCGCCUUCCCCCGCCGCGCGCCUGGCCCACUUCCUCCUCUGCUUCGUCGACCGGCUGCACGUGCUCAUAAGCAUAAAAAACAGGCCCUCCUGGGGGGAAAGAAAUAGGGAAAACCAGAAUGGGUGGAAACAACAAAGAACAGAAACACCCCCCUCGAGGAAGGCACCACGGAUGGUGAAACCAGUGCUUCUAAACAAGUACCUGCUGCUGAAGUGUAACUCUCUAAAGGUGCAAUCCAAAUUGAUCGAAAAAUAUUUCGUGGACCUGUACAAGAGAAAGCACUUCCUAAAGGACAUGUUCCUCAGAUUCAAUAACUUAAAAAGGAAGAAAAAAAAAUACAUAAACGUUAACUAUGAAGAGAUGAACAAGUGUCUGGAUAAGUACUGCCACCUGCUGCUAGAGAAUGACGAAGGGGUUACCAUCAAUUAUCUGUUUUUUUUUUUUCUUUACGCAAAAAUCCUUAUUAAAUAUGUGCACAACUCAAUGGAGGAGAGAUCACCGCAGAAAAGCUUUUACCAGUUCGCUUCCCAGUCCAAGGACAAUUUCUCCGACUCUCAAAUUGUGUAUGAAAAGGGGGGGAUCAACUACAACCUAUUUUUCAUUCUAACAAUAAAUGUAGACAGGCUGAUAAAAUUCGCUCUUUUCCUGCGUAACUCCUUUGGCAAUGCCAGGAGGAUGUGUUCUCUCUUCUUUAUUCAUCACCACAGUGUACUCGUCCAGAAUAUUGCAACUCAGUGUUGUAUGAAAAAUACGUUUCCUGUGUUUCUGUUUGAUUGGGGGAAGAACUCACCAGAUAGAAUCUUCACGCCGUCUUUUGUCCGCACAGAUACGCCAAAUACAGAGGGGACUGCUCGGAAAUCCCCAUUAGGGCGUAACUACCUGGAAGAGAAAUGUGCUGAACAACCUGAGGAGAAGUACCUAACGGGAGAGUUCCUCUUUCUCCUUACGGAUGUCGUUGGGGCACUGGAGCAGGUGAAGCGAAGAGUGGCUCCCCCCGAGGGAAAACAAAGGAAGAAAAAAACGUGCAAGUUGAAGCUACUCCUUUUGAAGUACGUCCAUCACGCGAUUGACACACAGGAGGGGGUACCAUCAGAUGGGCAAAUGGGACCACCUCGACGUAGAGGUAACCCUGCUGAGAUGUCCCAGCAGAUCUCCCAGGAGAUCUCCCCUGAGCAGCAUCUUUGUAGCUCGAAGAAGCACUGCCCUGAUGACAACCCCAGCAUGGAAGACAAAGAUGAGCUAAUAAAUCUGUUCAUAUGCCUGGAAAAGUGCGACCACUACUUCCCAUUUAUUUUUAACACCCUCUAUGGAUAUGUCUUCUCAGCCAAGUACAAUUUUUUGAAUAGACUCCUCGUGGAGAGGUAUAGCACUAUUAAGAAGAUUUUCUGGAUCUGUCACAGGGAGAGGGGGGCCUCGACGAACAGCGUAUUGGAGGCGGUUAGCCAUGAUAGUGAUGUUAGCCAUGUUAGCAGCGCUGGCCGAGGGGUGGGUGUCUACUGGCUCAAGUACAACGACUUGAAACACCUGAACAGCUUCACGAAGUGCCUCCUCUACGCGGCCAUCUUCGACAACCAGCAUAACAUGGACUGUCUUCAUCUGUACCAGUUGGUGAAGGCACCCAAGGGGGAGGCAACCGUGGGACUUAACACGGAGAAGCUGCAAACGAACAAGCUAAACACGUUUUACGCCCCCCUUUUGGGUAAAAUGCACAAUACCUCCAGCGAGGAAGCUUCCAAUAAUCCAUUUAAAUCAAAAAGGGAAACAUUUAGUGCACCUGGCACCUCUCCCAAAAAGGAACAACUCUUGACAUACCUCCUCAGCGAGACAACCCCUCUGGAGAGUCUUCUCGAUGUCGUCGUAGAUUUAUUCAUGGAGGAUCACGACACAUUGAGUAGGAUGACUUUGCAAGAGGUGAUCCUAAUCGUGAAUACAACCUAUUGUAGGUGCCAAGAAUUUCGAAGGAAACACGAGGUCAUCUUCGUGGAUACCCUCCGCAACUGUGACGAGAUCGACUGCUACACUUUUGGGAGACUCCCAAACAGCCUGCCUGUGAAUGUUGCCAAGGUGGGUGUCUACGUGAGGGCGCUUCAUAUGGUCAGGAAGGUGCAGCGGGUCCUCACUGAGGUAAGACUCCACACUGCAAGGAUUCCUCAAAGUGGAGACCCCCAUAAACCAGUCCACCGCUUCAUAACACAACGCACCCACUGGGUGAGGAUCCUCAAAGCGAUUCUGACCGAACCAAUGGGGGAGAAAGACACGCUGCAAUUCAUCACGCAAAAUAGGCUAUUCAAACAUGCCCCCUUUCUCCUCAAUUACAAAUUGGGUCCAAUCACCAGCGUGUCCAAAAGGGAGAUGAUACUAAGACUGCAGAGAAAAUGCAACGCAGCUUACAUUGUACAUCUCUGGAGGAGCAACAAUCUGAGGAAGAAAAAAAAAAUUAUUUCCUUUUUGAAGAAUCUAGAGGGGGAAAAGGAAGUCAAAACUUUACUAAGCAGUGUACUAUACGAUCCAGACAACCAUGACAUGCAACACUUCUUUUCCUUCAUCCUUCCCCAUUUUGAGACAACCUUCGUGAAGAAGUACUACCUGUUGGCAUUCGUUUCGCACUCCUUGCAGUUGCAAUCAGUGCGAAAAAUGAAACUGAGGGAACUUAUUCUUUCACUUCUCUGGAGGGAUAAGUUAGACUUAAUUAGAUUCAUCCUCAGGAAUGACCUGUACAGACCUAGAUUGCACACUAUCUUUCGUUACGCCUUUUUGUACAUUCAUCUUGAUUGUUCCAAGUGUUUUUCCUCCGAGGGUGGACUUUGGAAAGAGCAUCCAACGAGGAGGAAACACUUCGGAGAAGAGACUCACCAAGAGAACGCCCUUCCCUACAGCUUGUCGAAAUGUUUAUACGUUUUGGAGCUGGCUGUGUUGAUCCGUGGAGAAUACAAUGCGCAGCUUGUGUACGCCACGUUUCUCCGCGUCACACAGGAGCUUUUCGACCGGGUGUGCCACCGCAUGUGUGACCGGAUGUGUAACCGGGUGUGCGACCUGAUGUUUCCUCGCUUGCCGGGGGAGAACGCCCUCAACAGCUGCGUAAAACUGAAAAAGCUGCACCAAGUGAAUCGUCCCGUGAGCGUCAAUGGGAAGGAGACGUUGCCACAUGGGAAGUUCAAAAAGAAGUUCAGCCUGUUCGGCCAGUUUUUUCACAAACACCUCAACGCGAACCGGGUUAAGACAAAGGGGAAGGGCGGAAAUGAAGCAUACAUCAGGCAUUAUAAUAUCAUUAAAUCGGAGGAAUCACCACAACGAAGAUGCAACCAGAACAGUGGAGGAAAACCCCAAAUGGGCAUAAACAUCCUUAUGUAUACCUUCUAUAAAGUAUGUUUCUUCUUUUACGCAAACUACAGAGAAGUGAGAAGAGAAAGCAACCUUCUGUGUAUAUUGCUUCCUAUGCUGAUAUAUGUGCAGACGUGCCUACGGUUCCGAGUGCACCUAAAGUCAGUCAUGAAGCUUGACAUAAAAGAUCUGAUUGAUUUGCUAAAGGUGAAGAACUUCAAUCUGUGUAACCAACUGAUCCAUAGAAUCUAUUCUUGCUACAUCUAUGAUGUUAACUCCUUUGGCGUGUUAGGAGAACCCACUUUGUUCUUCCCCUUGGCUAGCUCAAAACGAGGAUUCAGAAAAUACAAAAUGGUGAAAAAUAUCGUGUCAUUGCUUCGAUGCGGAGAAGAAGACAUCCCCAGAGGAGUGCUACCCUUUAAGAAGUUCAACAACUUUUAUGUUUAUAGGUACGCCCACGCGACGUGUGUGUAUAGGCAGUUCGUGGAUGAGGCAGGAGUUGUGGCCCGUGAGUUGAGGGCCGACCAAACAAGAGAACUAUCUCAAAGGGAUGCUUCGAAGCGCAGUAGAAUGAGAUGCAAGGGAGCGAACGCGCUGAAUGAAGAACACCUGUUGCGGAAGGUGCAGCGGCUCCACUUCAGCGUGCUCGCCUUCUACAUGGCACUCUUGUCCAAGUGCAACAUGGACCUGUACUUGUCUCUGAAUCUAUUUUUUUCCUUUCGCUGCACGUACCACUGCUCUAGCAAUGUUUACAAGAAAUACAGGAAGUUACUCUCCUACUUUGCCAAUGUGAAUGUACAUAAGGGGGUGAAAGUCUUGGGGAGGAUGAAUAAUCACAUGGGGAUAAAUGAGUUGCCGACUUAUAAACUGCUGAGGAGGAGAAGUAGUAGGAGUAGCAGUAACAGCAGCAGCAUUGACAAAGCUGCCCGAAGACAUGACCCAGGGGUGAUAUACAAAAUGGUCCUCCAAGUCAGCUCUGGAGGCGGCAUCCACCCCUGGAGGGGUUACACCUAUUUGGGACACAUGCGGCUCGAAGUAAAAAAGAGGGACUCACUCUCGAAGGGAGCAGCUCCCUCUGUUACUUAUCAUCUUGUUAGAAGCGAUGAUGUGGCUUUGUUCCACCAGGGAUUUGUUCCCAACCGGAGUGAAAACCUUCUUCCUUCUUCCAGACUAAACCGAAGGGACUUACUCUCUGAUGGCACCUUCGACUUCUCUGCACGGACCAUUUACUCUCCAUCCGCCUCGAUCUACGUCAGAAGGCACCUCCUCACCAGAGUAGUUUUCUCCUAUUUAUACAGCUACCACAAUGAUGUGAAUUUUGGAGGGGAAUGCCGAGAUAUUCAAUCGGUAGGAGGCCUCACACAGAAGCAGCUCCUUCUAUAUGUCAUUGGGCAUAUAGGUAACCCCUAUGUGGUCAUCGACAAAGGGGUGCAUCCCGUGGAGCAGUGCUCAGUAGAUCUAGGAGGCUGUCCAGUACGUCCAAGUGACUUCCCACAAACAGCAGGAGAAGGCACCAAAAUAGGGACAAUCAAUUGGGGCCAUAAAAAAAGGAAGAGACUCCUCAUUGGUGGGAUAAACAUGAUGAGGAAGGAUGACCAGUCACGAGUAAACCAACUUAGGAACAAACAAAAGACCUUCACAUUUUCAACUUACUUAAGACAGAAGAGAGUGGAUCGAAAUAUGAAUCUGUUAGCCCAAAAAUUGGAACUUUUCCAAGAGUACAUAAAAAUGAUACACAACGAUUCUUUGCAGAGACCUGUGUUGGAGUUCUUCUCAUCCGUUCAGUUGGCUAAUCACUAUGAGCGCUUCUUCCAUGAGAUGGAUGCCUCCUGUUCAUUCCCUCUGUGCUAUGCACACCCGAGCAGCAACUUAGCUUUGUCCGCUCAGUACUUUAAGAAGAGCUUCCAGGAGGUGUGUGCAGAUAUGGCUCUCUCUAAAUGUAAGGGGCGGGUUGAUGGCGGAACCUGUGCGGGAAAAACAAGGAACUUCCUCUUCGUCAUGUCCCUGUUGUUGCCUCAUGGCUCUCGGUGCCUGCGGCUACCAAGUUACAACCUAGCCAAGUGUGACCGCGGCCGGCUGUCCCUCCUGAGGAGCUACUUUUCGCCGGACAUCCUCCUCAGCGUUUGCGCCAAGAGUGACCUGUACAAGAACUGCUUCAGGAUCAUCCGAAAGAAGGGAGCGUCCAGUGCACAGUUCAGCCGCAUCAUCAAGAGGGCGUGCAGACACAACUACAUUUACAAAGCCUUCCAGAACGCGUCUCUCCUCGAGGACCCCUGCUUCCAGCGCGAAAUAAAUUGCCACUUGCUGCGGCACCGAAUGUACGCCCUACUCUACAACUACCUGGUUUUUUCAGGAGACUACCUCAAUGCGGUCAUACUCUGCGUACACAACUACUCCAUCGCGCAAAACACGGAUACACAAAAUGGCUACUUGAACAGCGCCCUCGUGAACCUCACCCUGAUCACUAACACGUUUAAGGGCUCCAAGAUGAAAGCUACCUCCACACGGCAACUUCCCCACGAACCCCUUAUAAUGUCUAACAACGGCCGCCGUCACAAAGGGAGCAGAAAAUUUUAUCGCCCCAGCAAUUUUAACAUCCUUUUUGGAGAGACACAGAAGGGGCUGAAUCAUCAGGUCUCUAUUGACACGAUACACAGAUGCAUGGACCUCAUAACCCUACAACAGACAUUGCUGAACGCCCAGUUGGGUUACCCAGUGAACAUCAUUAACUGCAAACGAGCGGAGAUCUCCCUGUGCAUACAGAUCUUAGUUUACAAGAAAAAGUACAAUCUGGCAGACAACGUUAUUAAUGUGUAUCAGUGGGAUUACACCUUCACGUACUGCCUGGCUUGUCUUUUCUGCAUCCUGUUGGAAAAGAACUUCUCCUUCCUUGACGAUAUCAUCCAUUACGUUAAGAUAAAGCUGAACAAUGAGGACAUGAAUAUGUUCCUUCUCCACGUCGUGCACUUGUUUUUGGAGUACCGCACCAAGUGGAGGCAUGUCUACGAACAUGUGAAGCGGCUGUACAGUGGCCGUCAGAAGGGGAGAGCUCUGCAGAGGGACAACCUGUGGGAGGAGACCAAUGGAGAUCAGCCUCGCGAGCGACCUGACGAAACAGAUGCUAAUCAUCGUACCGACGAGAAAUCCAACCAGCCAUCCCACGGGCGUGACUUCCUCCGCGACGCGCUGUUCCACAUCACCGACAACGACUGCCUCUUCUACGCGCACACCCUCCUCUUCAUACACGACAAGCAGCAGUACGCAAGCAUCCUCAAAAAUAUGAAGCGCCUCCUAUUCAGUAACAUCUGCAAAAAUGACAUUUACAAGACAAUUAUUGGGGCAUACAAGUUUCUCCACCAGGAUCGACGGAUGAACUUCAAUUUGAUUCACGCGAAUAGGAGAUCCUUUAAGGAGGCUUCUGCCCGCAGGAUGAGCUUAACGCGCUUUGGUCGCAUUGACGAGGGCUGCAACAUAGGGGAGCACUCCAACACAAGCGAGGACGGCAACUUUGCACAGCUCAUGUCGCUGGCCAGGAAGUAUCCGGACAACCUAAAGGAGAACAUUACGCGGGAAAUUCUGGCAAUUCGGGGUGUAGUGGUGUAG
Molecule: messenger RNA, 11244 nt
Organism: Plasmodium inui San Antonio 1
Lineage: Eukaryota; Apicomplexa; Aconoidasida; Haemosporida; Plasmodiidae
Exons: 10
Coding region: 1-11244 (3747 amino acids)
Source: RefSeq, a predicted model, not a curated record